Molecule: messenger RNA, 1214 nt
Organism: Salvia hispanica
Lineage: Eukaryota; Viridiplantae; Streptophyta; Magnoliopsida; Lamiales; Lamiaceae
Product: Transducin/WD40 repeat-like superfamily protein
Biological process (GO): protein histidyl modification to diphthamide
Cellular component (GO): cytoplasm
Molecular function (GO): protein binding; diphthine methylesterase activity
Source: RefSeq, a predicted model, not a curated record
AAAAAAAACUAGUUCCACCAUUACUCUUCAUCUUUGGACACGAAAAAAUUCAGGUUUCAGCGGUACAUUGAUGGAGGUGGGGCAUUGCUUCUUAGAUGGGAGCGCAGAUGCUGUGGAGUUUUGUGGCCAUGAGUCGUACCACAACGUGCUUGCAGCCUCUACUUACGUGCUUCAAGAGGGUGAUCAGCCCACUCGAUCAGGGAGCAUAACGCUCUUCGAUGUAGAUGCUGAGGCAGGCCGUUUUGAGUUGAUUCAGAAAGUUGAAACAGCUGGGAUUUUCGAUAUCAAAUGGAGCCCAGGGCCCCUGCCUUUGCUUGCGCAAGCCGAUGCUGAUGCUUGUGUAAAGCUCUAUAGCCUGCCUUGCUCUGGGUCAGAAACUGCUGAAAUAGGCAGUAGUUGCUUAACUGAAGUUCAGGGUAAAUGCAUCAGCUCCUCCAUGUGCUUGUGCAUAGAUUGGAAUUCGCAUGCCACAUCCAUGGCAGUCGGCCUCUCUGAUGGAUCAGUUUCCAUAGUCUCAUUAGAUGAGUCGCAGCUCAACAUUCUGCAAGAAUGGAAAGCACAUGACUUUGAGCUUUGGGCUGCCUCGUUUGACAUCCAGCAGCCGAUGCUAAUAUACACAGGUUCGGAUGACUGUAAGUUCAGCUGCUGGGACCUACGCGAGGACCCUUCUCAGUUGGUUUUCCAGAACACAAAAGCUCACAAAAUGGGAGUGUGCUGCAUAGCAAAGAGCCCUCACGACCCCAACGUUCUGCUCACUGGUAGCUACGACGAGCACCUGAGAAUAUGGGACACCAGAUUAACUUCACGACCGGUGAGUGAAUCUUCGAUAUGUCUAGGUGGAGGAGUUUGGAGGGUGAAGCACCACCCACAUAUACCAGGGCUGGUGUUAACAGCUUGUAUGCACAACGGUUUUGCACUCGUUAAAUUUCGAGCGGAUCAAGUCGAGGUGAUUGAGACAUAUACGAAGCAUGACUCACUUGCAUAUGGAGCUGACUGGCAAAGAGGAAAUGCAUUUGUGUCUGGAAAGAAGAAGAGGUCUGCAAUUGCUACAUGCUCGUUUUAUGAUCGACUGCUUCGUGUCUGGACACCACAAAGCGAUGAUGUAUUUAUAUGAUUUUAAGGUCUUUUUUACCUGAUAAUGCAAACUUAUAUUUCUGUAACUUGUAUACUAUACCAAUAACAUUUCUUAGUACCUCUUUGGAAAUUUGUCUCAA